Molecule: messenger RNA, 1128 nt
Organism: Symbiodinium pilosum
Lineage: Eukaryota; Dinophyceae; Suessiales; Symbiodiniaceae
Source: the annotation of a GenBank genome assembly
AUGAUCUCCAGGAGCGAAGCCCAGAGGCAGAAGGGCGACGAGCUCCGGAUGCGUGCUGCUGGUAUUGACCCGACCAAAGUGGAUGAGCAGUGGGCCGGGGAGGUCAUGUCCCGGCGGCACAAAAAAGAAGUCAAGGUCGAUGAGGUACAAGAGAAAGAAAAGAAGGAGGCUGCAGACUUGGCAAUGGACAAACGGGAGGUUGUCCACAAAAGGCCAGAAGGCAGGCUCAAAUGGUUGCACAAGGCACUAGUUCUGGCCUCGAAGGGGCGGGUGUCCAUGCCAACGAUCUACGACAUCGUCAAGUCCUCUCAGUUCACUUCUGGCAUGAACUCAAAGGUCGGACUGCAGAUCAAAGGCAUGGUCCUUGCCAACCUCCACCUUUUCAAGAAGGAGCAGCAGAAAAGCCUGCAGCACAGCAGGCUCAUGAGCUUCUCCGAGGACGGCUCUGGGCCAAAAGGAGGCUCCGACAGCGAGGAGUCCAAGAGGAAACGCAAGAGACGAAGAUCUAGCUACAGCAGCGAUGACUACAGCCGUAGCCGAAGUAGCAGUUACAGCAGGAGUCGAAGGAAGAAGAAGAGCAAGAAGGAGCAGGAGGAGGACAGCAAGCCCAAAGACAAGGCAAAAGACAAAGAGAAGGUCAAGGAAAAAGAGAAGGACAAGGUCAAGGAGAAGGACAAGCAGGAAGAUCAGAAAGAUGCAAAGAAGAAGGCAAAAAAAGAUAAAGCAAAGGACAAGUCCGAAGCAGAUGUGGACGACGAAAAACCAAAGGAAAAACAGAAAGAGAAGGAGAAAACGAAGGAUGAGGAUGCAGGUAAAAAGAAGAGCAAGAAGGACAAAUUGAAGGACCCGCUUAUGAGCCAUCUGUUCAUGGAACAGGGAAUGCGGCGUGCAAAUUUUAGUGUCAUUGCAAACAGGGUCCUUGCCAAGAGCGUGUCGCAUGCUGUGUAUCGAAAACGUGGAAUUUGUUGUAACACUCAAAUCAGGAGUGACGGAAAUCGCGUCAUCUGGUUCCGGUCUCGCCUGAAGCUUCGAGCGGACUUGUGGUCAAGUUUCAGGGCGUCUCCUUUUCCAUGGGUACCAGCCAAGCAAAUCCUGAAACCACGCGCAAUUGAGGAUUCGCAGAUAUGA